ACGUCCCGGCACGGAAGUGUACGGCCGAACUCCUCCUGUCCUUGAUGGAGAAAAUGGGAGUCACGAAGCUGGCAGGCACACCCAGGGCUGAGAGGCUGGCACAGGUGGCAGGGACACUCGCUCAGGACAGUCACAAGGACACGAGGCAUUAUGGACAGGAGAUGGUGAAGAUGUUGCUUAGUAAUCAAAAAUUUAAAAAGCUUUUGGAACAAUCUCUUUCCACGCAUGACCUGGAAGAUAUCCUGAAGAGAAUUAAGAAGAAAGGGAUGGAAAACCAGAAGGCUGAACGCCCACCUGUGCAGGAGCCGGUGAAGAAGAGGAAUGAAGGCUCCAAGGAGCCCCAGGCCACAUCACCUCCUAGCAAACGGGCAAAGUCUGCCACUGGUGGACGCCGCCUACACCGUGCAAGAGCCCAGGUCACAUUACCUGCAUCUGUGGAAGAAAGGGAGCUGCUCCAGAAGCUUUACCAUCUCCUGGAAGCCAAGGCGUUCCAGACACGGAUGGAAGGAGUGGCACUCCUCCUAGACCUGUCCAAAACCAGACCCCAGCUGAUCUCCACUAACAUUGUCAAAAUUUUUGAUUAUUUUGGCCUGAGAAUCUGUGACACACAUAAGAAAGUGAAGCAGAAGGCGCUGGAGGCGCUGGCAGAAAUCAUAGGACUCCUGCAGGAUGCCAUGAACCCAUUGAUGAUCCGUUUGGUUGAAGGCAUAACAAAGAACCUAAACUCAAAGGAUCCCGGGGUUCAUGCUGCAGCUAUGACGGCUCUGGACCAAUCUGUUGUGCAUUUAGAUGAAGUAUCACUGAUGAAAGAGCUCUGCCACCAAUGGAGACAACUGAGUGGCCAAGCUCUGCUGGAUGUCACGGAGCGUAUCACAGUGCUUGUGGAAUGGGCUCAUGCCAGGAGCCCUGAAGCGGUCGAGCGCUACGCCCUGCCCGUGCUCUGGUCCUGCCUGGAGAACAAGGCGCUGCCUGUGCGAAGCGCCAACGUCUGCGCUGUGGUCACCAAGCUGGCCUGUGCCCUCUGCGAGGCACUGGGCAGCCAGAUCAUUAAGUUUGCUGACAGCACACCUCCACACGUGCAGGAAAACCUCAACAGCCUUCUGGGCUGGUGAAGGUUUGAUGUUCUCCAGAAAGCGGACAAAUUUCUGAGCUGGACACCACCGGACGUGACUUUUCAGCUGUGCCAGAAAUGACAAAAUACUAAGGAAGGGUGUGCAUCUGCCCCCGCUCUGUUAUCAGCAUUGCCCUUCCUAGUCAUGACAUGGGGGGCCUGAAGCAACAGCAGACUGAUGACGAGGUAAAGAUGAAGUAUGGAUCAGCCUCAAGUGAACCCAGACUGAGGAAAAGGUGAAGACUAAGCAUGGAUCAGCCUGAAGCAACUGCAGACUGAGGACAAGGUGAAGACCAAGCAUGGAUCAGUCUCACACAGAGAUACGACUGGCUACAGUCUUUCCAAGAAGUUUUCUCUGGACAUUUCUGAUACUCCCUUACCAAGAAAGUCCUUGCCUCCAGUCCAGAAAUGCUCUUUCCUCCAAGAUCAGGAAGAAGCUGCCAACUGUCCAAAGAAUGUUUCAAGAAUAGGAUUUAGGCUUUAGGAUUAUCAAGAAUAGGAUUCAUUAAGAAUAGGAUUCAUCAAGAAAAGUAUUCAUCAACAAUAGGAUUCAUCAAGAAUAGGAUUCAUCAACUAUAGGAUUCAUCAACAAUAGGAUUUAGGAUUUUGGAAUAGGUUUAAGCUUCAUAGUUGCAGAUGUAUCUAUGUUCUGAUAGUUUUGAAUAAAUGUGUUUGAUUGUAUAUUUAAAUUUUGAUGACAUAUUUUAAUUGUAUAUAUUUUAUUUUGAUGAUUUAAAAAAACUUAAAUGAAUCAAUUAAAUUUAAAUAAACCAAAAGAAGAAUGUGACACCAGGAUCUCCUGGAGAUUAUGGGA
Messenger RNA from Passer domesticus (house sparrow), 1925 nucleotides. Its product is annotated as TOG array regulator of axonemal microtubules protein 2-like. Gene Ontology annotation, biological process: microtubule cytoskeleton organization. The record is from RefSeq and is a predicted model, not a curated record. Gene Ontology annotation, cellular component: cilium; cytoplasmic microtubule. Lineage: Eukaryota; Metazoa; Chordata; Aves; Passeriformes; Passeridae. The coding region runs from base 45 to 1112 and encodes 355 amino acids. The transcript has 8 exons. Gene Ontology annotation, molecular function: microtubule binding.